AUGGAUUUGAAUUCAGUGCAAGAUCUCAAGGAUGUGCUUCGGCCAGACUUCUUCCAUGGCUACGCUACAGCAGCAGCCCAGAUAGAAGGUGCCUGGAACAAGGAUGGCAAGGGUGUCUCCAUUUGGGACACAUUCGGCCACACCCCGGGCAAAGUCGCCGAUGGAAGCAAUGCCGACGACGCCGUCCGAGCGUACGACUUCUACCGCGAGGAUGUGGCGCUCAUGAAGUCUUACGGUGUGAACGCCUACCGUUUCUCCCUCUCCUGGUCUCGUAUCAUCCCCCUCGGCGGCGCCAACGACCCCGUCAACGAGCAAGGCAUCAAAUUCUACUCCGACCUUAUCGAUGAACUCCUCCGCAAUGAUAUCACCCCCUUCGUCACUCUCUUCCACUGGGAUAUCCCCCAGGCCCUGGAAGAUCGAUACAUGGGAAUGUUGAACCAGGACGCCUACACGCCGGACUUUGUGCGCUAUGCCCGCGUCUGCUUCGAGCGCUUCGGCGACCGCGUCAAGCACUGGAUCACUUACAAUGAGCCGGGUGUCUACACCCUCGCCGGAUAUGCAGCGGGCGUGCACGCGCCCGCCAGAUCGUCGUUCCGUGAGCGAAACGAGGAGGGCGAUUCCUCCACCGAGCCGUUCACUGUCGCGCACACUGAGCUUGUCUCGCACGGUCAUGCCGUGCGCUUGUACCGUGAGGAGUUCCAGCCCCAGCAAAAGGGAACGAUCGGUAUCACACUGCAUGGUAACUGGUCUGAGGCGUGGGAUGAGGAGGACCCACGCGACCAGGAGGCUGCGGAGCGUGCGCGCGAGUUUGAGAUCGCUUGGUUCGCGGACCCGCUGUACAAGACGGGCGAUUAUCCUGCCUCAAUGCGGGCGCAGCUCGGUGAUAGAUUGCCGAAGUUUACCGAGGAGGAAUCGAAGCUCGUGUUUGGGAGUUCUGAUUUCUAUGGCAUGAAUAGCUACACGACCUUCUUUGUGAAACAUAGAACCGCUGAGCCUGAUAUCAAUGAUCACAAGGGCAAUGUGGAGGUCUUUGAUAAUAAUAAGCAAGGUGUGUCUCGUGGAGAGGAGAGUGAUACCCCGUGGCUGCGUACUGCGCCUGUGGGAUUCCGGAAGUUGUUGAACUGGAUCUAUAAACGAUACCAGAUGCCAAUUUACAUCACUGAGAACGGUACCACCGCGAAGGGUGAAACGGCCCCCACGCCUGAAGUUCUGAAUGACGAGUUCCGCAUCAGGUUCUUCGAGGGCUAUGUCGGCAAUGCGUUGGCGCGCGCUGUGAAGGAAGACGGAGUUGAUAUCAGGUCCUACUUUGCUUGGACAUUCACUGAUAACUGGGAAUGGGCCGCUGGAUAUGCGGAUCGCUUCGGUUGCACGUUUAUCGACUUUGACUCUGAAGAAAAGACUCGCUAUCCCAAGCAGUCUGCCUAUUACCUGGACAAGUUAUUCAACAUGCAGCCUGAAAAUGAUCCAAUCAAGCUUAAGCUCCAGGGCACUCCUCGAGAGAUCGGACUACAGCAUGGUCGCGCAUUGCGAGAGCAAAUUCACAGCCAGAUAUCUAUCUACGACACCAUGUUCCAAUACACCUCAAAACUAGCCUGGAAAGACGUGCGCGAAGUCGCAACCGAAUUCCAGCCCACACUGCAGACCCUAACGCCUCAUUUGUUCACGGAGAUGGAAGGUAUCGCCGAGGGCGCCGGGCUAGAUGUUCUUGAUAUAAUCGCGCUCAACUGCCGGAGCGAGAUAGCGCUGGGUAGAUUCUCCGAUGGCUGCACCUCAUUAUCCUGGAAGAAAAGCGAAACGACGCGAGUACUCUCGCAGAACUGGGACUGGACGGCGACUGUCAAGAAGAACCUAGCAAUGGUAUCAAUUGAGCAGGUUGGAAAGCCAACUAUCUAUAUGGUUACCGAGGCAGGAAUUGUCGGCAAGAUUGGGUUCAAUACCAACGGCGUCGGAACUUGUCUCAAUGCAAUCCGCGCUAAACCGAUGAUCAGUAGCAAGAUCCCGAUUCAUGUUGCGCUUCGACUGUGCUUGGAGAGUACUUCUGUCGAUGACGCUGUGAGCACCCUCGAGUCUCUGGGUGGUGUCGCCUCUGCUCAGCAUAUCCUUUGUGCCGACAGUGCCAAGGCUCUGGGGCUUGAGUUAUCGCCGGUGGGAGACAAACAUAUUCCCGAGGAUGCGUCAGGGAUUAUUGGUCAUACCAAUCACUUCAUUGAGAAUCGUUAUGUGAAUGAGCCGCCGUGGCUGUCCGGGUCACCUAUCCGACUCGAGCGGCUGGGGGAAUUGACGCAGGGGUUGAUUGAGAGCGGUCUUCAGGGCGAUGCUAUCACCCCUACUCUGCUGCGAGAACAGGUCUUCUCUGAUACAUAUAACCAGCCUCAGUCAAUAUGCUGUCAGGAAGAUCCAUCGCGUCAUAUCUCGAAUAGAAGUAGUACUUUGUUUAACAUUGUUAUGAAUUUGGAGCCGGGAAAUUUGGGAGCGGAGGUGGUCUUUGGCCGGUCUACUCGGUAUCAUCUAGUUUCCAUCAAAACCAUGACUGGACGCGCCGCCCACGGUACGUACGAAGAGGAGCGCUCCCAUUUCAUGACCACGCUGCAUGCUCAGAUCCACAUUCUCAAAGACAAGGACUUUGAGGGUAAUGUGAAGAUGGUGAUCAAUUCUCUGGAUGUUCUUCUUCGGCGGGUUGCGAGCCUGCGAAUGGCCGGACAGGCUCAUUUUCACUUUGACAACAGUAGUUGGACAGCCAGGUGUAACAAGAUCCAUGAACGGUUGGAAUAUUUUAUUGAUACUCUCGAUCGGGACCAUAGCAAUGCUGGCAGAGUUGCCAGAGAUAUCGAGAGCAUGUUGCUCUUUGUGGACUUUAGUAUCCCUCGGGAGACUCAGUACAAGAUUCGGCCAGAUCGAGCUGACCGCAGUGGUGCCCCAUCGCCUGAACCGAGACCCUGA
Molecule: messenger RNA, 2940 nt
Organism: Penicillium coprophilum
Lineage: Eukaryota; Fungi; Ascomycota; Eurotiomycetes; Eurotiales; Aspergillaceae
Product: Glycoside hydrolase family 1
Exons: 6
Coding region: 1-2940 (979 amino acids)
Biological process (GO): carbohydrate metabolic process
Molecular function (GO): beta-glucosidase activity
Source: RefSeq, a predicted model, not a curated record